Rhagoletis pomonella (apple maggot) is the source of this 1161-nucleotide messenger RNA. Its product is annotated as zinc finger BED domain-containing protein 1-like. The transcript has 2 exons. NCBI's taxonomy places the organism in Eukaryota, Metazoa, Arthropoda, Insecta, Diptera, Tephritidae. Gene Ontology annotation, molecular function: DNA binding. The record is from RefSeq and is a predicted model, not a curated record. The annotation marks the transcript as partial.
GCGCUGAUACACUAACACCAGUGCCACUGCCGGAAUCAGAACAGUGUGUUGGCACUAUUGCGCCGAUUGCGCCUCUUCAGGCAGCUUAACGCAGUGGUUUUCUCAGAGUUGCUUUGCCGAUUCAUACGACUGCAAGAAUGAUAGAAUACAAGGUGGUGUUACUAGAACAGCUGAUUGGAUAUUUUCCACAACUUUAUAUAGACGCGCCUUGACUGUAAUUUUGGCGGACAUUUACUGGCAAAUUGGCGCAUUUUCAUCUUGCUUAUUCCUGGACAUUUUACAAGAGCUUAUUCGUCCAAGCGUCGCUGUGAGUUCCUCGAGCGUUUCACUGCAUUUUCAUCAUGCCAAAUAAAAAGAGCGAAAUAUGGCUGCACUUCUCCGAUGAGAAAGACAAAAAAGUAAAGUGUAAGCUAUGUGGUCAGCAGAUAUCCGUGGCAAACAAAUCAACGACCAGCCUGAUUCGCCAUAUGAAUAGGCGGCAUCCCUUCCAAAAAAUUGCUAGGCAGGAGCAUUUGGAAACAGAAGUUGACACGCAGGCAGCAGCAACGCAGGUAGAAGCACCACAGAGAGCAGCAACGCAAGUAGAAUCACAACAGGCAGCAACACAGCGAAAUACACCGCGAGCAUCAUACGCACCGCAAGGAUCGGUAUCACAGUACCUACACAAGCCACUUCCAGUCAAAAAGCAGCAACAAAUCGAUGACCAGGUAAUUAAAAUGAUUGUCCGCGAGUACCAUCCAUUUAGCAUCGUCGAAGACGUGGAAUUUAAAAAGCUAGUAUGUCUCCUAAAUUCGAACUAUAAACUCCCAACUAGGAAAACAGUGUCGUCCUCGUUAAUACCGGCCAUGUAUAAUGUAACCAUGGAGGUGGUGAAAAGGCGGUUAGAGAGGGCGUAUGCUAUAUGUGUGACGAUGGACGGGUGGACUUCCCGUGCAGGAGAUAGCUUCUUUAGUGUGACUGCCCACUACAUUGUGGAAGAGGAUAAAAAAACAUUCCUUGCGUCGGAUUUGUUAGCUUGCUCCUCAUAUUUAGAUAGGCACACAAGUGAAAAUAUUACAAAAAAAAUUAACGAAAUUUUUUGCGAAUGGGGAGUUAGUAACAAGAUAUGUGUUAUAGUUAGUGAUAAUGCAGCUAAUAUGAAAGCAGCAGUUCGUGGGGGAG